Messenger RNA from Hermetia illucens (black soldier fly), 1770 nucleotides. Its product is annotated as SPRY domain-containing SOCS box protein 3. Gene Ontology annotation, biological process: proteasome-mediated ubiquitin-dependent protein catabolic process. Gene Ontology annotation, molecular function: protein binding. Bases 490 to 1458 code for a protein of 322 amino acids. Gene Ontology annotation, cellular component: SCF ubiquitin ligase complex. The transcript is spliced from 4 exons. Lineage: Eukaryota; Metazoa; Arthropoda; Insecta; Diptera; Stratiomyidae. The record is from RefSeq and is a predicted model, not a curated record.
ACAGUUCUCCUCUCCGCACUUGUCAGUUAGUGCUGGCACAGAGUUUGCUCCAAGUUAUUUAUAAGUCCAUCCAGCUCCAGGAAACAAUUGAUUUGCAGUUGUAUCUUGCGUGAAGUAUUCUCUAUAAUGAAAGCCGCCUAACCUGAUUUGCUUCAGUUUCAUUCGCAUUUCACUGCGUCGUCUUGAAGUGAUCGAACCGGGGUGUCGGCCAGCAACAUCCAAGUGAGGUCGCGCUCGAAUAUGUAAAUCCGCAGAAAAAAAAACAAGUUCCGUUCGUGAGAAGAAUAAAAACAAAAAUCAGUGGAUAUUUCGUGUUUAUCAAAACAAAGAAUAUUUGUUUAGUGAGUGCGGCGCGACGUGUCGAUUCGCCCCCGGGGUGAGAACGUGUGCGCUCAUUUGUUUACUUUCGGAAAAUUACCUGGACAAGUGCUUCGGUUUGGGUGGACUAAGUUGCAUUUUAUUUGUUCCGUGAUAGACUUUAUUCGUGCUAUGUCUGUUGAAAUCCUCCGUACGAAUGGCAGGGAUGAAAUAUUCCUGGCCGACACAAUUGCGGGAAUCCGGGCGCCGGCUUUCUGCGACUGUGUUUUCCCACGCAGCACGGAUGUGCUCAGUUUCAAAGGAAACAUCCACGACCAUAUAAGUUGUAAGUGCGGUGAAAAUGAAGGACGCCCGCUAGAAUGGAUCUGGGAUAAAGAAUCUGCCGAUCCGGCCUGUUAUGUCAAUGGACGGAACAUCACUUUCCAUCCUACUUUCAGUCAGGGAACUACCGUGAUAAGAGGCGAAAAACGGCUGGAGCCGGGGAUGAUACACUUCUGGGAGAUGAAAAUCGUCACAUCGCUGUCGGGAACGGAAACGAUGGUUGGAAUCGGAACCGACAAAGUUGACUUAUUUGCACAUCGCUUCCGUUUCACGAGCGCCUUAGGACUGGACAAUCAAUCGUGGGGAUUUUCAUUCCGCGGCAAAGCACAGUACAAUAAUCGCAGCAUAUUCUACGGAAAACCAUACUCACAAGGAUGUCUCGUUGGAGUUUAUUUAGACCUGUCGCGCGGCUACUUAGAAUUUUUCCUCAACAGAAGAUCUCUUGGUAUUGCAUAUAAGAACAUUCCAGUCGAUCCGUCCGUCAAAAUCUAUCCGAUGACUUGUUCAACAGCGGCCAGUUCUGCGAUACGCUUAAUAAACUCUACAUCGUGUCCUGAUAACUUGGAAUUCCGAUGUAUGCGUGUUGUUGCUAAAAAUCCAGACUUAUUGGCUCAUCUGAAUCGUAUGCCGGGACUUAAAUAUUUAUCAAAUCGGUACUGGUAUCUGAUACCAUAUCAAGAUGAUAUCGACGACAUUGCCGACAUUUAUGAAGAUGCACACACGAUUAAACAUCGUGCAUACCUAAUAGAUAGUGAGGAUGAGUUUGAUGAUUUGCUACUAGACCCAAGAGAAUUUUUCUAUUUCUUUUGUGACCAUUAAGAAGCUCGCACAUAUCAAUGGAGAUUUUAAAACAUAAAGAAUUUAUAACUUAUAUGAGAAGGAAAGCUGUAAGAAAACCUUUUGAGAAACAGUUCUGUGAACGUCGGCAAGGAAGCAUUCAUUAAUUUGGCAAAGUCAAGUGGAAUCCUAACCAGAUUUCAAGUAUUUGUAAUGAGAAAGAAGAACACAUUUUUGGAUUAUUCUCCACCCAGCGGAGACUCAAAAACGACGACCCACACCUACUUAAGAAAGAACACGACGAAACGAGGAACAAACAGUGCAAAAAAUUUAUACUUAUUUUGUAAAUUAAUC